CCCUCGGAGGCGAUUGCUGCUAGACACAUGGGCCGAAGAGCGGUCAGCGGUGGCUUCCUUCCACCGGUCGGGGGCCCGCCGCUUCCCCGCGGUUGGAUGUUCCGCAUGAGCUUUUUCAUGCUUGGCACCAGCUUCCGAGGCCUCUGCAUCCCGGAUUGUACUCCGAGUCGUGUGCAGCUUGGAGAGUCCUGUGAGAGCCAGAGCAAAGCCUACUGAUUUUCCAGUGCCCUGCUUAUGUGGGAAGAUUGACUGUCACUAUCAUAGGAUGGCAGCUCUUGGUGUCUCUGCCACAGUUGCUGUGUCCACUCAGGAUCCUGCCUCUCCCCAGGAGUCAGAAGUUCCUCCUCCUUCACAAGACCAUUCCUGUCCCCAGAAUUUGGACCUGUUUGUUUGCAGUGGUCUGGAGCCUCAUACACCACCCAGUGUUGGUUCCCAGGAAUCCGUGACUUUCCAGGAUGUGGCCGUGGACUUCACGGAGAAGGAGUGGCCCUUGCUGGAUUCCUCUCAGAGAAAGCUGUACAUAGAUGUGAUGCUGGAGAACUACAGCAACCUCACGUCCCUGGGAUAUCAGGUUGGCAAACCCAGCCUCAUCUCACACUUGGAACAAGAAGAGGAGCCAAGGACGGAGCAGAGGGGAAUUCAUCAAGACACUUGUCCAGAUUGGGAGACUCCAUCUAAAACCAAGUGGUCAGUUCUUAUGGAAAAUAUUUUUGGGAAGCAGACAUCCAGCAGUGUAACAAUGGAAAGAACUCCUGGGGAGAAAUCCACGGAAUAUGCUCGCUUGUUUGACGUUUUAAGUCUGGACACUCCUCUUACUCAGCAGAUGGGAAGGCCUGCCGGCAAGAGGCCCUAUCACCGGCGUGAUUAUGGGGCAGGAUUCAGGAACAGACCACACGGAACCCAACACGUGAGCGUGUAUGACGGGAGAAAAAUGCAUGAAUGUCAUCAGUGCCAAAAAGCCUUCACCACAAGCGCCUCCCUCACGCGGCACAGGCGGAUACACACCGGGGAGAAGCCCUACGAAUGCAGUGACUGCGGGAAGGCCUUCAACGACCCCUCGGCGCUGAGGAGUCACGCGCGAACUCACCUCAAAGAGAAGCCCUUCGACUGCGGCCAGUGUGGAAACGCAUUCCGGACCCUGUCUGCCCUGAAGAUCCACAUGAGAGUGCACACUGGCGAGAGACCUUACAAGUGUGAUCAGUGCGGGAAGGCCUACGGCAGGAGCUGCCACCUCAUCGCACACAAGAGGACGCACACCGGAGAGAGGCCCUACGAGUGCCACGACUGCGGGAAAGCUUUCCAGCACCCCUCCCAUCUGAAGGAGCACGUCAGGAACCACACAGGGGAGAAGCCCUACGAGUGCACGCAGUGUGGCAAAGCCUUCCGCUGGAAGUCUAACUUCAAUUUGCACAAGAAGAACCACACGGUGGAGAAAACCUACGAGUGCAAAGAGUGCGGGAAGUCCUUCGGCGACCUUGUGUCGCGCAGAAAGCACAUGCGAAUUCACAUCGUCAAGAAGCCCAUCGAGUGCCGGCAGUGUGGGAAGGCCUUCAGGAACCAGUCCAUCCUGAAGACGCACAUGAACUCUCACACUGGAGAGAAGCCCUACGGCUGUGACCUGUGCGGGAAAGCCUUCAGCGCCAGCUCGAACCUCACCGCACACAGGAAAAUCCACACUCAAGAGAGGCGCUACGAGUGCGCUGCCUGCGGCAAGGUCUUUGGCGAUUAUCUGUCCCGGCGGAGGCACAUGAGCAUCCAUCUGGUGAAGAAGCGUGUUGAGUGCCGGCAGUGUGGGAAGGCCUUCAGAAACCAGUCCACCCUGAAGACGCACAUGCGGAGUCACACAGGAGAGAAGCCCUAUGAGUGUGACCACUGUGGCAAGGCCUUCAGCAUUGGCUCCAACCUGAACGUGCACAGGAGGAUACACACCGGGGAGAAGCCCUAUGAAUGCCUGGCCUGUGGCAAGGCCUUCAGCGACCACUCCUCCCUGAGGAGCCACGUGAAGACUCACAGAGGAGAGAAGCUCUUUGUGUCCUCGAUAUGGAAGAGGCUACAGUGAAUGGGAACACGAGCACACCUGGCCCGAGGAAGCCAGGAUGCCCUGAUGAGCGCUUGUCUUACUGAGCACAAGGGAGUUCACGCAACCUGGGGAGAGAUCCAGUUUGUGUGAUGCCUGUGGGAAGACUUGCGCCGUCUCUCGUCACUUGGGAGAUUUGUGAGCGCAGACUGGGUGGAGAGCAUGUGUGUGUCUGUGCUGUGGCGACAACUUCCAUGUACAGUCAGCUCUUACUCUUAAGUUAAGGAGAGGAACCAUUUCUCAUGUUCUGGGUAGAAGAGUGAUGAGUACAGGAGGAAGAAUCUGUGAAUGGAAUGAUCGGGAGACCUUUCCUAGUGUCACACUGUAUUUACACUGAAGAAAAAAUCCAAGACUAUGAGGAAAUCUAUAACAAGUCGCCAAACAAUGGCCAGCUUACUUCAUGGCGGCUUACAAACUAAGAGUGGUUAUUUCAUUUUGAAAGAGGAAAAAUAUGUGACAGAAACCCUAUGCAGUCCAUCAAACCUGAAAUUCCUGCUCCCUGGCCCUUUAUAGGAAAACUGCCAAACGGGAUCUAUAGCAGUGGUUCUCAGUUGGGGGUGAUUUUGCUGCACAGGGGACAUUUGGGAAUGCCUGGAGACAUUUUGGUUGUCAGAGCUGUGGAGAAGUGCGGCAGCUGGCGCAGAGUGGGAAGACAGCUAGAAUGCACAGGCUUCACACGCAACAAGCAGCUGUGUGCUCCAAAGUGUCAGUAUUGCUGAGGUUGAGAACAAUCUCAAUUAUUCGUCAAUCGUUGCCUAUGGUAAUCCCUUGAUAUUUAUGAAUCUUAGGAGCAUUCGCACCAUGAGAAGUUGUAACAUUUUAAAAAUAUUAUCAGUGCAGUUAUUUUAAGAAACAUGUGAAGACUUAACACUGCUGAUACUCCCCAUGUGGAAGUGGUUGCAUACACAGUCCCAUCACUUGUGUGUGCAGAUGAAAAGUCUCAAUGGGAGAAAGAGCCCAGUGGGAUUUUCCAGUGAGUAUGGGAUUGGACUUAAUCAGUCUUUGAUCAGACUCUGGCUCGUUAAUUUUUAGUCCUUAUUUUUAAGGUUAUGCUUCUCUAACCCUUUAAUGUCAUCACAAAAAGUUUGUAAAUAGGAUUUUUACUGUAACUUCAUUCUCGAUGUCUUAUUUUCCUUUUGAAUAAUCUAUUCAACCAAUGACAUAUUUAGAAUUGUGCUGUAUACCAUGCAACAUUUGGGUAUUUUUUAGUACAUAUUUGUUGCUGGUAUCUUAAUUCAAAUACAUUGCGAUCAGAGCAUGAUUUCUUUAUCACAUGGAUCCUUUGGUAUGUUUGUGGCCUGCUGUCAAAAAAAGGAGUGGCAUAUACUUCAGGUUGCUUCCCUACUAUGCACUCUCAUCUUCCGUAUUAAGAAAAUUCAGGUGCUGUCAGAUGAGUGCUGUUUUGAAUUUUCUCAAAAGAUUUUCACACUAGUCCAUACUAUUGGUACUAGGCCGUAACACUGGCCAUUGACAAACAAGCAGAUGGCACUGUGUGAGCUUCUGAGAAAGUUCUCAAAAUGGGGCCAUUCUUACCUGGGUUUUUCUCUGUUUUAAUCUUUGCUCUUCCCUCAACUUCUCAGCUUGUGAAGAGAUCCAACACCUAGUGUGUCUUAUGACCAGGAGGAUGAAAGCCACGUUCUGAGGGGGGCGCUGCAGAAAAGUCAUGGUGAUCCUGGCCUCCCCUGUGGUUCCAGUGUCUGCACUAGCCUUGGAUCGGUUACUUCCAGACUAUAUUCCUUGAGAAAAAAUAAAACUGAUGGUUGGCUUAA
This is a messenger RNA of Lepus europaeus (European hare), 3846 nucleotides long. RefSeq names its product zinc finger protein 317 (gene ZNF317). The transcript is spliced from 7 exons. Gene Ontology annotation, molecular function: RNA polymerase II cis-regulatory region sequence-specific DNA binding; DNA-binding transcription factor activity, RNA polymerase II-specific. The coding region runs from base 266 to 2059 and encodes 597 amino acids. NCBI's taxonomy places the organism in Eukaryota, Metazoa, Chordata, Mammalia, Lagomorpha, Leporidae. The record is from RefSeq and is a predicted model, not a curated record. Gene Ontology annotation, biological process: regulation of transcription by RNA polymerase II.